Messenger RNA from Plasmopara halstedii, 1083 nucleotides. RefSeq names its product Defense-related protein containing SCP domain. The record is from RefSeq and is a predicted model, not a curated record. Lineage: Eukaryota; Oomycota; Peronosporomycetes; Peronosporales; Peronosporaceae. Bases 1 to 1083 code for a protein of 360 amino acids. The transcript has a single exon.
AUGAAGACAUUGAUAUUAUAUGCUGCGAUUGUUGUGCUAGUUCGUGCCGAAAUAUACACUGAACCACAUCAGGCCAUUUGGAUCGAUCGUCAUAAUUAUUUCCGAACGACAGGAUUGCCAUGGUCUGCGAGUAAUAUGCUACAAAUGAAAUGGGAUGCUGAAUUAGCGACGAAAGCUGAUGCGACUGCAGUUACAUGUUCAGCUACAACUGGCAAAGGUCUGAAUGUAUUUCAAUCGUCAUCGACAGAUGUGUCUACAGCUAUUGACGAGGCGAUUCAGCAAUGGGUUGUCGACACUGCCAUGACUACAAUCAAGUCAAUGCCUCAGCCGAGUUCAACUGGAUUGGAUGUGGGUGUAGGCUAUUACAAUUCGUAUUCACAAGUUGUCUGGGCUGAAACAACUAAUGUCGGCUGUGCGUCAGCAACGUGUUCAGGAGGUCAGAUGGUCGUUUGUGCGUAUUCUCCUGCCGGGAAUAAUGAGAAUUCGCCUUGGUACAAACAUGCGUCUCAAGCUUCAGAGUGUCCAACUGGCACAAUGGCAUCUCACGCACUUUGUAUUAAAGAAGGCGAUGAUCCUAACAGUCAUUUACCAGCCAUACCACCAGGAAGACUUACAUACGAGAUCUACCCAGCUUUUGUCGCAGAUAUUCAUGCUUUAUUAAUCAAUUCUUCACGAGACUUUGCUAAUGGUGAGUUGAUAUUAACAUCAAAACCAAUGUCUUCAUCAGCUACGUCAUCUAUAAGUAAGAACAUCCCAGCGACAACACCAGAGGUCAAGAGUGGCAAUUCUAUAGUGCCAAGUAAGACAACAGAGACGACUACGUCUCCAUCUUUAACUAAAGAUGAAGAUGAAGUUCCUGGUAAAGUAAGAGCAAGUUUCGAUGAGCCUUCAGCCAACAGUCCCGAAAUACAAGAAGUGAGUACUGCAGAAGCUGCUACAAGUAAAUCGAAAGAAAGUCACGAAGUGGCACACGAAUUGACAAUAUCAGGUAUCAUUGGAAUGCAUGCAAUAGGAGUUUUAGCAGUAGCUGGGAUUUUAUUACUAGUGCGAUGUCAAGAAACAGUAGAGGAGUCCGAAGACUAA